This is a messenger RNA of Aspergillus ibericus CBS 121593, 1443 nucleotides long. RefSeq lists its product as uncharacterized. Gene Ontology annotation, molecular function: DNA binding; zinc ion binding; DNA-binding transcription factor activity, RNA polymerase II-specific. The transcript has 2 exons. The coding region runs from base 1 to 1443 and encodes 480 amino acids. Gene Ontology annotation, biological process: DNA-templated transcription; regulation of DNA-templated transcription. Lineage: Eukaryota; Fungi; Ascomycota; Eurotiomycetes; Eurotiales; Aspergillaceae. The record is from RefSeq and is a predicted model, not a curated record.
AUGGAACUGACUACCGCCGUUGCCUGUUUAAAUUGUCGAGAAAGGCACCUCAAAUGCGACGGGAAUCCGGCAGGAUGUGCUCGUUGUCAGUCCCUGAGUAUUUCCUGCCGCUUUGUCGCCUCUCGUCGGGGACGCAAGACUCGCACAGCAAUGCUGAAUUCUCAGCAAUAUGGGCUCUUCAUAGGCCGGGAUCGAGGUCGGCAGUGGAUCUCGCUUUACUAUCUACACUUUCACCAGGCACACCCAUUCCUUCCCCCAAUGGAAGUUCUUCUGGAGAUGGACCCUCCCACCUUCCUACUGGACAUGAUGGAGUUCAUCAGUCUACAUUACGUAUCCCCUCAGCUUUUGCAAGACAACACUAAGAUCCUCUUGGAGGCGGUGCAGGCGGCAGAGCUUACCGUUGAAAAGACGCAGGCGUUUCUUCUGCUGGCCAUUGUGCAGCACGGGCGACAGCAACCCCACGAAGCCCGAUCUUGUCUAGGUCAAGCCCUGCAAAGUGCGCUAGACUUGGGUCUGCACCGUCGCGAGGCCUCCGACGCGCUUAGCAUGGAGGCGCCCUUCAGAGCCGACAGUCUCCGCCGCACCUGGUGGGAGAUUUUCAUCGUCGAUGUGCUGCUCGCUGCAGUUCAGGUGGAUGGGUACCUGCAGUUCGAGAUGACAGAGACUCCUGAUGUGCCACUUCCCUGCUCAUCAGAAGAGUAUGAAGUCGGCUGUAUCAUGAAUCCUCUCCCUCCUACCCUUGCCGACCUGGAGCAAAAUAGCAUGUUCUGCGGUGAUGUCGAAUUCUCCCCGGCCGCCUAUCGAAUCGAGGCUGCUAUAAUGCUACGGAGAUGCAUGCGCGCAGGCCAGACACAUGUCGCCCAGGAAACCCUGGAUGUGCUCAGCGCCGCCAUCACCGCUUGGUUCCAUCGACUGCCAUCGAGUCGACGCUCUAUUCUCCAGUCGAGCGGCGUCCUGGACGAGAUGAUGAUGCAGGCUGUGAUGUUAAUGCACUGCGCCAGCAUUUAUCUCCACUUUUCUCGCUCUGGUCUACUGGUGUAUCUGCCCGUCACUGGCCGUAUCCUCUGCUCAUCGCCACCGUCUUUCAUCACCACCUCCGCCUACCCUCAACUACACACUGCAAAGGUGGCCGAGGGUGCCACACAACUAUCCAAAUUGGCAUCUUUGUCCACCUCGGUCGCCAACCAUACUCCGUUUUUCGGCUGCACGCUUGUCCUGAGCUCCGUCAUCCAGAUCGCAGUCAUGCUUAGCGAUGGGCCGCACCCAUCCGGGGCUAGACAGCAGUAUCUGGCUCUUAACCUGGCGGUCCUCAGGUCGAUGGGCGAGACAUGGCCCAUUGCUGCGAGUGCCAUGUCACGAAUCCGCCAGGCGGUAAUCGAGGUACACACGGCCGUUUCGUGUGACACGCGGCCAUUGCUAGACGUGCUUUCUCCUUUGGCCUGA